Rhodotorula graminis WP1 is the source of this 1043-nucleotide messenger RNA. RefSeq lists its product as uncharacterized. NCBI's taxonomy places the organism in Eukaryota, Fungi, Basidiomycota, Microbotryomycetes, Sporidiobolales, Sporidiobolaceae. The transcript is spliced from 3 exons. Bases 46 to 291 code for a protein of 81 amino acids. The record is from RefSeq and is a predicted model, not a curated record.
UGCCCGCACCCCGGGUGCGGCCGUGCGUUCGCGCGCAACUUCAACAUGGCGAGCCACUACAAGUCGCACCUCGGCGUGCGCGAGUUCCAGUGCCCCGUGUGCCCCAAGAUGUUCAGCCGCCGUCACGACCGCGCGAGGCACUGCGCCGCCGUCCACGACGAGCACAUCGACCGCGAGGGCAACUUUGCCGGCGACGACGACGACGACCUCGACCGCGACGACGACCAGCACGACGGCGACGAGUUCAACUUUGACCUCGACGUCGGCGUCGGCGCGUCGGGCUCUGGCUAGAGCUCGCGCACCCACCACCUCUUUGAACCGCGAGGGCUGCCUCAAGACCUUCGUCCAGGCUGCUCAGCCUCGACGUCGCCGCCGCAACCGCCCUCGCCCCACCACCUCUUCCCACCUGCGACAAGUGCCCUCACCUGUUCUUGUUCCGCACCCACCCCACGAUCUGCAUGCCAGGCCAUCGCCUCAUGCCGGCCGACGACAUCGCUCGCACCGCACCCCCCUUUCCCUCCCUUCCUCGUCGUCCUCGGCGGCAUCUUUUGUCGUCGUCGAGGCUCUUCGUCCCCCUCCCCUUUUCCCCCCCAGCACCUGUGCGGUGCCACCACCAGCGAUCGAGGCCAGCAUACUUCCGACCUCAGCAAGGCGGGCUGUCCCACUGUGGGGCGGCCCUGCUCGAGGAGCCGUGACCGACGUCGUGCGCCCCUACCUCGCUCUUCUCGAGCGAGCUCGGGCGGGACUCUUCUCGCGCAGCGAGUCCUCCCUUUCCAGGGCACGAGGGUCGAGCUUUCACCGCGUGCGCGCUCUCUUGUUCGGCAUCCACCGCCGACGCAGCAAGAAGCGCCUUCGGAGCUUGAUGUGGGCGGCGCCUCUUCUUCCUCUCUGCAGGAGAGUGCGCUCGCCCGACCCUUCCUCUCUCUCUCUCUCCCUCUUUGUACCACUCCUCGCGUGCUCGCCUCGCCUCUUCUCCUCCCUUGUAUACACCCUCAUGGACCUCGCUUGCCUCUCUGAAACGGACAUCUUUCCUCUCAGCUCUC